UUGCCUUGAAAUUUGUUCAAUGAACCGCACAACUCAUUUCGCUCAAGCUUGCGCUCAUUGUUUUUGCGCUACGCAGGGGCACAAGGCAGUCGCGUUUUUAUCAGCAAACGUGGCUAAGUCUUAAUACUGAUCAUGAUGCUCCACCAAACGAACUGAUAUAUAUCCUCAGCUGAAAAUGCAUCUUUCUCAGAAAACUAAAACCUUCAGCCAGCUGCAGGUCUUACAGCUGAGCUUCUUGUUCAUAGAGUUUCUCUUCUCUAUUCGAUAGGACAUGCAGCGCGCUCAAAAGGCUUCGUCGUCUUCGGAUUCAUCACCUUCAUCCACUCCUCCGGGAAGUCAUGCUCUUCAGCCGACCGCAAUUCGUCCAGAAUCAAAGGAGCUAAAGCCGUUGUUCACGCAGAAACCCCUGUCUUUUUCAGAUCGGGAGAAGAAGCCUUCUCCACCUCCGCGCAAGCGCAGGAGGCAAGUGAUCCCGGAAACCCCCGCUUUGACCUUCAAUCCUUCCCAGAGAAUGAUACCGACAGGGCGACAGGAGCCUCCACAGACACCAGUGUCGCAGACUACACCUAUUUCAUCUACCAACGAAUGCCCUAGUUGGGUGUCUGAUGAAGUUGGUGACCAGCUGCCCUCUGAUACCUCCGUGUAUCCUCACUCCACCGCUUUUAAACGCCCUCGCACCACGAGUGGUGGCGACGGUUCACCGCAAGUCCCUGGUUAUCCCGCCGCGUACUACAAUUUCAGGACUCCGGAUACAGCGGAUCAUCAAGAUUCUCCAUUGUCUGGAGGAAGUUCUUCAUCAACUAAUUCCUUCGGCUCAUCUCCAAUACAUCCCACUUAUGGACCGGAGGGCGAAUAUCAGCCUUUUCAUCAGGAGAUGACGGGACAAAAUGCUGCAGAUUACGCGCCACCACGUAGAGAUGUCUACCGGGACCCUAGCUACCUCCCACCUCAAGAGGGUGUCUGGUCCCACUGCCCCAACUACUAUAAUACCGUGUAUCGCGAUCAGCAGCCUUAGACACCCAUAGUCUCCCUUGACUGCGUCACUGGUUGAUGUUCAUCGGACAAGAGUAAACUAGUUUGACCGAGCGUAGUGAUAUUGGUGGAUGUUUUUCAGAGCCGUAUACCUUGACCCUUUUACUUAGAUGCGUUGUGCGUCCGAUUUUAUUUGUCUAUACCGAAAUUUCUGCGUAUUUUGUCUUCGCCUUCUCAGAAUCUAAUUGCAGUUCCCAUG
This is a messenger RNA of Suillus discolor, 1231 nucleotides long. RefSeq lists its product as uncharacterized. The transcript is spliced from 2 exons. The record is from RefSeq and is a predicted model, not a curated record. Lineage: Eukaryota; Fungi; Basidiomycota; Agaricomycetes; Boletales; Suillaceae. The coding region runs from base 272 to 1015 and encodes 247 amino acids.